AUGUCCUCCUUCCCACAUCACCCCAUCCAAGACAACUCGGAUAUCCUGCAUGCAUGUACCACAUGCAGCGAUGAUUUGACAGCCUCGCAUAACGCCUCUCUCCAGACAGCGCCAACAGCCAGCCCUCUGACUUACACGACCCCAGCAACCCCCGGACUGCAGAACAACCCCGGACUUGCAGUCCGACCCCUUUCCUCCUCCUCCUCCUCCUCCUCCAUCAUGGAGCACAUCAGCCGCGUCUUCUCCUCCGCGAUCAACAAGCCCAUCCGCACCCAUAAACUCGACCGCUCACAAGCUCCCUUCCUCAACGCCCGCGGCUACGUCGACUUUGCGCCCAAUGACCCGGAAAACCCCCUGAACUGGAGCAUGGCCCGCCGCGCCGGCAUCUCCGCCGUCUCCGUGCUCCUCGUCCUCAACGCCACCAUGGCCUCUUCCGCGCCCAGCGCCGUCAACGCCUCCCUCGACAAGCAUUUCCGCGUCUCCGCCGAAGUCUCCGCCCUCACCGUCACCCUUUUUCUACUCGGCUACUGCGCGGGCCCUCUGCUCUUUGCGCCCCUCAGCGAAUUCUACGGCCGCCGCAUCAUCUUCAUCAUCACGUUUGCCGGCUACGUCGCUUUCAGCUUCCUCACCUCGUGGCCGCCCAACUUCGCCGCGCUGCUCGUCGGCCGCUUCCUCACCGGCACGUUCGCCUCGGCCCCGCUGAGCAACGCGCCCGGCGUGCUCGUCGACCUCUGGGACCCCGUGCACCGCGCCACGGCGUUUGCCUGCUUCUCCACCAUGGUCUGGAUCGGACCCGCCGUUGGCCCCGUCGUCGCCGGCUUUUUGCAGCUCAGCAAAGGCGACGACGGCUGGCGCUGGUGCUUUUGGAUGCUGCUCUGGCUGGCCUCCUUCACCAUGCUGCUCGUCGUCACCAUGCCCGAAACGUACCCGCCGAUUGUCCUUUUACAAAAGGCCAAGCGCGCGCGGCAGCACGGGUUUCCGCAGGCCCGGGCCGAGAUUGAGGACUCGGAUCGCUCCCUCGGCGCCGCGUACAAGGUGGCCCUGACGCGGCCUUGGAUCAUCUUGUUUGACACGAUAUCGCUGCUGUGCGCCAUCUACCUGGCCGUCGUCUACAUGCUGCUCUACAUGCUCUUCUCCAUCUAUCCCCUCGUCUUUCAAAAGAUGCGCGGGUGGAACGCCGGUAUUGGCGAGUUGCCGCUUCUCGGCACCGCCGUCGGAGCUGCCUGUGGCGGCGCAAUCGUGGCCUUGGACUCGCACCUCCGACAGAGAAAGAUUGCCAAUGGCAGCCUCAAGAUAUCCGAGCUGACUCCCGAAGACCGCUUGCCGCUUGCCAUGGUUGGUGGCAUUGGCUUCUUCAUCAGCAUGUUUUGGCUUGCAUGGUCCGCCAAUUACAACUCCGUUCACUGGAUUGUGCCUACCAUUGGUGGCGGCGUCUUGUCCGCCAACAUGCUGCUCGUCUUCGUCGCCUACUUCAACUACCUCGUCGACGUCUACCUCAUGUACGCCGCCUCCGCCCUCGCCGCCAACACCGUUGUCCGCUCCGCUGGCGGUGCCGCCGCCCCGCUAUUCACCCGUCAAAUGUUCUCCGCCAUGGGCAUUGGCGGCGGCGGCUCUCUGGUCGGCGGCGUAGGCGCGCUUCUGGCCAUCAUCCCGUUCCUCUUUUACAAAUACGGCCCGCAGAUUCGCGCCAGAAGCAAGUUCUCGCCCACCGGCUUAAAGUCCAAGGAGGAGCAGAAUGCGCAGUUUAGGAGCGGACCUGAUGAAGAGAGCGCGCUAGAAACGACGUCAAACGAGGGCUCAAGUCGAGCAGUCGGUACUCGGGAGCAGGAAAAGGUCAAGCUCGCAGUCAUCAACAUGUAG
Beauveria bassiana ARSEF 2860 is the source of this 1860-nucleotide messenger RNA. RefSeq names its product polyamine transporter 3. The record is from RefSeq and is a predicted model, not a curated record. Gene Ontology annotation, molecular function: transmembrane transporter activity. The transcript has 3 exons. Bases 1 to 1860 code for a protein of 619 amino acids. NCBI's taxonomy places the organism in Eukaryota, Fungi, Ascomycota, Sordariomycetes, Hypocreales, Cordycipitaceae. Gene Ontology annotation, biological process: transmembrane transport.